UUCUAGGCGGGAGAGAAGACGAACAUGGCAGCGCGUUGGUGGCGUUGGUGUGUCUUUGCAAUCAUGGCGGUGGCACUGCUGCUUGUUUUCGGGGUUCCCUCAGCCUCUGCCCAGAGAAAGAAGGAGAUGGUGUUGUCUGAAAAGGUUAGUCAACUGAUGGAAUGGACCAAUAAAAGGCCUGUAAUAAGAAUGAAUGGAGACAAGUUCCGUCGCCUUGUUAAAGCCCCACCGCGAAACUACUCCGUUAUUGUCAUGUUCACUGCUCUCCAACUUCAUAGACAGUGUGUCGUGUGCAAGCAAGCUGAUGAAGAAUUCCAGAUCCUUGCAAACUCCUGGCGAUAUUCCAGUGCAUUUACCAACAGGAUAUUUUUUGCUAUGGUGGAUUUUGAUGAAGGCUCUGAUGUAUUUCAGAUGCUAAACAUGAAUUCAGCUCCAACUUUCAUCAACUUUCCUGCAAAAGGGAAGCCCAAGCGGGGUGAUACAUAUGAGUUGCAGGUGCGUGGAUUUUCAGCUGAGCAGAUUGCCCGGUGGAUUGCUGACAGAACUGAUGUCAAUAUUAGAGUAAUUAGACCCCCAAAUUACGCUGGUCCCCUUAUGUUGGGAUUGCUUUUGGCUGUUAUUGGUGGACUUGUGUAUCUUCGAAGGAGCAAUAUGGAAUUUCUCUUUAAUAAAACUGGAUGGGCUUUUGCUGCUCUGUGUUUUGUGCUUGCUAUGACAUCUGGUCAAAUGUGGAACCAUAUAAGAGGACCACCGUAUGCUCAUAAGAAUCCCCACACAGGACAUGUGAAUUAUAUCCAUGGAAGCAGCCAAGCUCAAUUUGUAGCUGAAACACACAUUGUUCUUCUGUUCAAUGGUGGGGUUACCUUAGGGAUGGUGCUUUUAUGUGAAGCUGCUACAUCUGACAUGGAUAUUGGAAAGCGAAAGAUAAUGUGUGUGGCUGGUAUUGGACUUGUUGUAUUAUUCUUCAGUUGGAUGCUCUCUAUUUUCAGAUCUAAGUAUCACGGAUAUCCAUAUAGCUUUCUGAUGAGUUAAAAAGGAUUCCAGAAAUACGUAGACACUGGAGUAAUGGAAAUUGAAAAAUGAAAAAUAUGUGUGUGAAAAGAAGAAUGCAAUUUAUGUAUUUUGGAUUACCUCUU
Budorcas taxicolor (takin) is the source of this 1136-nucleotide messenger RNA. RefSeq names its product magnesium transporter 1 (gene MAGT1). Lineage: Eukaryota; Metazoa; Chordata; Mammalia; Artiodactyla; Bovidae. The coding region runs from base 25 to 1032 and encodes 335 amino acids. The record is from RefSeq and is a predicted model, not a curated record. The transcript has 10 exons. Gene Ontology annotation, cellular component: oligosaccharyltransferase complex.